AUGCAAGAUAAUAUAGCUGUUGGUAUCGGUGGCAGCUUCUUAGGUCCUCUUCAAACAGAUCCAGAGGCUAUCGAAACAGCAAGGGGAAGGCAACUGCAUUUUCUUGAAAACGUUGAUCCUAUUGAUGUUGCCAGAAAUAUUGCAGGAUUAAAGCCAGAAACUACCCUCGAUGCAACUGUGUUGCUUUUCCAGAAGUGGUAUCCAAAUGAAGAAUUCUUUUCCGAGACACCCUCACCUCAGAAUUUGGAGGAUGACGUUCUGAUUAAUCUAGAGGACUAA
Prunus armeniaca (apricot) is the source of this 279-nucleotide messenger RNA. The record is from the annotation of a GenBank genome assembly. NCBI's taxonomy places the organism in Eukaryota, Viridiplantae, Streptophyta, Magnoliopsida, Rosales, Rosaceae.